GAUGCGGCCUGUUUGGAACCUGAGGACUGACAGAAAAGUCAUCAAACCGCGGGCGCCCAAGCGCCCGACGUCGCGCGGAGGUCCGAGACGGGCCGGAGGGAAGCAAGACUCUCGCGAGAUGACAGAGGACUGUGACGGCUAUUCUUGGUUGUCAACUUGACUACAAUCCAGACAUGGAGGGCACACCUGGAGGGAUUGUCUCCUUGAUGUGAAGUAGAUGAACCUUCUUCUAGUCCAGACCUUUGAGAUAGGGAGACGCACACCUUUGAUCUGGGUCUUGAGAACCUACUUCUUUGGGAUUCCAACCUAUGCAGAAGACGAGCUGAGACAUCCAGCCUUGUGAGCAACUACUGAGUUCUUGGACUUUCCAUUCACAGCUAGCCAUGCUUGGAGCCAUUCCAUGAGAGAGAGAUUCAUUCCGUAAGUUCUUUGACUCUAGAGAACCCUGACUAAUACAGAUUUUGGUACUAGAAGUGGUUCUAGAGAAACAGAAGUAUCAAGAUGAAUCUUUUAAGCAUCUGGAAUAGGCUUUUCUAUUCACCAGCGCUUUCAACUACUGAAGCCUCUCCAGUCAGGGAGAAUGCUGAGAGCCCAUGGUGUGAACUGUAUUACAAACUUAAGGAGAUGGAUGCAUUUGAUUAUCCCGAUUCACCCAUUGUAAAUGGCAGUGAAUUUGGUAACUCUGUAUAUGAAACUUUUGACAGUUUGGGGGAAAAUAAGGAAAAUGAUGCUGCUGGUUGGUUGCUCUUAGGAUCUCUGGGUAGACUGAUAAAGGAUAGGAAUGAGCUCCGUGAGAAAAUUAACCAACUUCAGAAGAUGGUGAAGGGCAACGAAGAACUUAGUGAUAAAGUUGACCAGCUCCAGAUGCAGAUAAACAGUCUAGAGGUUUCUAAGUGUGUCCUGGAAGAGAAUCUCCUCGCCAGCAGCCACAGAGCUCAAGUUGCAGAAAAUCAAACUAAAGCCCUCGUUAUAAGGUUGGCUGAACUACAGCAAAAAUUCAGGUCCCAGCCUUGGAGGGUGUCAGCAGUUAAAGUAAGGGCAUUAGUUGGUGAAGAAUGGGAUCCAAUAACUUGGAGUGGGGAUGUGUGGGAGGACCCUGUUGACAAUGAGAACUUUGAACCCUCAGAUGCUCCAGAGUUUAUCUCACCUGACGAAGCGGUGCCCUCAGCCCCGCCCCUUGAAACAUCGCCUUUUUCACCUUUGACUGAGAAAAUUAAUCCUCCAUUGUCUGCUAAACCAGCAGUGACUUUCUCUGAAGGAGAUGCCAGCCAAGACAAUACUGAUGUCCCUCGGGGCUCUAGACCUGAAACUAGGCCUAAAGCAAAGCAGGCUUCUAGCAGGAAGGUAGAGCGUGUAGUCCGUGGGAAGGUGCACUACACUACUAAAGAGCUUAAUGAAUUUGCUGUUUCAUUCAAGCAGAAGUCUGGGGAGCAUGUGUGGGGAUGGGUGUUAAGGGUGUGGGAUAAUGGUGGAAGGAACAUAAAACUGGAUCAGACUGAGUUUAUUGAUAUGGGCCCUCUGAGUAGAGAUUCUCGGUUUAAUAUGGAAGCCCGCACAGUUAGAAAAGGUGUCAAAAGUUUGCUUGAAUGGUUGACUGAAGCAUUUAUUAAAAGGUGGCCUACUGAAAAGGAGUUGGAGAUGCCUGAUCUCCCCUGGCUUAGUGUUGAUGAAGGGAUUUUAAGGCUCAGGGAAAUUGCAAUGCUAGAAUGGAUAUACUGUGUACAACCUAAUCCUCCACAGUGGGAAAGCCCAGAAGACAUGCCCUUCACUAACCCUAUAAGGCGAAAAAUGGUGAGAGGGGCACCAGCACAUUUGAAGAGUUUUGUUGUCGCCCUUUUCCUUGUGCCAAACCUUAGGGUUGGCGAUGCUGCUGCUCAAUUGGAUGAAUUAAACGCAAUGGGUUUGAUUGAGCCCCCAGGUGGCAGGGGCCAAGUGGCAGCACUGAAUCACCAGAGGCAAGGUGAUCAUAGUUAUCAUAUUGGCAGCACAGACAAAACAGUGUCCAUAAUGGCCUGACCAGUCAGAAUAGUCAGCAUAGGAAAAGUGAAUUUCAUUUUGGCAUGAUUCGUACAGCCAUUUAGUACUGGCUAAUCAAUCAUGGUGUUUCCAGGCAUGAAAUGGAUAAGAAGCCUACAGCAUUUCUGUCUGAUCUGGAUAAGUAGAAAAUUUCUCAAACAAAUGAAAAAAAAAAAAAAGGCUACAUUAGAUCUUGAUAAAAUGUAGUCUUGCCAAUGAAUCAAUUUCCAGAUUUGAGCUAGUUUGCAGACGCAGAACCUCUUGAAUGUAGGGGUGGCUGGGUUCCUCUGAGGAAGAACCCUGAUCAGAUACCUAAAAGUUUUUUGUUGUUGUUGUUGUUGUUUUUGUUUUUCGAGACAGGGUUUCUCUGUGUAGUUUUGGAGCCUAUCCUGGCACUCACUCUGGAGACCAGGCUGGCCUCGAACUCACAGAGAUCCACCUGCCUCUGCCUCCCGAGUGCUGGAAUUAAAGGCGUGCACCACCAACCCCCGGCCAGAUACCUAAAAGUUUUAUACUUAGUCUUUCUCCAGUCCUUCCCCAUAAGAACCAGAGGCCUUUCACAAGGGUGACUGUACACCGGGGAAAAGGAAACAAUCACUUUCCAGGGUCUGUUGGAUGCUGGUUCUGAAUUGACAGAUUCCAGGAGAUCCCAAGAAACACCAUGGCCCUCCAGUUAAAAUGGGGGGCUUAUAGAGGCCAGGUGAUUAAUGGAGUUUUGGCUGAAGUCUGACUCACAGUAGGUCCCCAAACUCAUCCUGUGGUUAUCCUCCCAGUUCCAGAAUGUAUAAUUGGGAUAGAUAUACUUAGAAGUUGGCAGAAUUCUCACCUUGGUUUACUGACCUGUAGAGUGAGACUAUUAUGGUUAGAAAGGCUAAAUGGAAGCAUUUAGAGUUGCAGAGGCAACUGCCAAGGAAAAUAAUGAAUCAAAAACAAUAUUGCAUCCCUAGAGGAAUUGCAAAAAUUAGUGCCACCAUCAAGGACUUGAAAGAUGCAGGGAUGGUGGUUCCCACCACAUCUCCUUUUAACUCUCCUAUCUGGCCAGUGCAGAAGACAGAUGGGUCAUCAUGUUAAGUGCUCACCAAAAGAUGAUGUCAGCUGAGGAGGAGUUCAGUAACCUAGUAGAUAGCAUGACACAUUCUAUAGACAGUUAGCCUCUUUCCCUAGCCAUUCCUGUCAUUGCCCAGUGAACAAAGUGGCCAAGGUGGCAGAGAUGGGGUUAUUCGUCAGCUCGACAACAUGGACUUAGCCUCACAAAGGCUGACCUGGCUACAGCUGCUGCUGAGUGCCAGAUAUGCUAAGAGCAGAGACCAGCACUGAGCCCCAGAUACGGCACUAUUCCCUGGGAGGACCAGCCAGCAACCUGGUGGCAGGUUGACUACAUUGGACCACUUUCUCUGUGGAAAGGACAACACUUUGUCCUUACUGGAGUAGAUACUUAUUCUGUUUAUGGGUUUGCCUUUUCUGCACAUUAAUGCUUCUGCCAGAACCACCAUCUGUGGACUUAGAGAAUGUGUGAUCCACCGACGUGGUAUUCCACACAGUAUUCUUCUAACCAAGGAGCUCACUCCACAGCCAGAGAAGUGCAUCAGUGGCCCACGAUCAUGGAAUCCCAGGGUCUUACCAUGUUCCCCGCCAUCCUGAAGCAGCUGGCCUGAUAGAUGGAAUGACUUUUGAAGAUGUUGGACCCAAAAGUGAAGUCCAACUCUGGGAGACGCACCCCAC
Messenger RNA from Cricetulus griseus (Chinese hamster), 3738 nucleotides. Lineage: Eukaryota; Metazoa; Chordata; Mammalia; Rodentia; Cricetidae. The record is from RefSeq and is a predicted model, not a curated record.